GUUUUGGUUUGCCCUCGCAUCAUGUGCCGUGCAACGCCAUUGCUCGUGUGUCGAAAGUCACGUAAUCCGCUUGCGGGAUGCAUUUUUUACCUUCGACUCGGCUGGCUUGGUGGUGCACUGGAGUGAGUGAGUCGGAGUGGUCGAAUGCAAUCACCUGCGAAGGGUAAACAAUCCCCCACCCUGGGAGUUGCCUUUCAUCAGCGCGUUUCGUUCGCAACGCUACACCAUUCAGACACGUUGAUUUUUUGUGUUUUUGGUCAAUGCUUAACAUCACUUGAACCGCGUGAGCAUUGGGACGUGAGUGUGAACUGUGUAAGUGUGCUGUUGACCCUGUUGACCUAACCAGCCAGCCAGCCAGCCAGCCAGCAAGGAAUUUGAAGAUUGGCCAACGGACAAAAUUAACCAUCAUUCGGUACCGUUCGGAACGUUUAAACAAAGCGUGAAUAGUGUGCAACGAGAAAACGGUGGAUGUUACCAUGGCAGCAGCACAAGUAGAACAGCAGCAUCCGUUGGCGAACGACACGAAGGUCGUGAAGGCGAAACCCGUCCGCAAGGUUUUUAAGGGCGCAUCGCGCGUUAUCAACAAAAUACCGGCCAGCUUGCUGAACGAUCCAGCCCUGAACGAGGCCAUCGCGGCCCUGCCCACCAACUACAACUUCGAGGUGCACAAAACGAUAUGGCGCGUGCGGGAAACGAAGGCCAAGCGGGUCGCGCUCCAGAUGCCGGAGGGAUUGCUGAUGUUUUCGCUCGUCCUAAGCGACAUCAUCGAACGGUUCACCGAGGCGGACACCGUAAUUAUGGGCGACGUGACGUACGGUGCCUGCUGUGUGGACGAUUUUACCGCCAAAGCGCUCGGGGCGGAUCUGCUCGUGCACUACGGCCACAGCUGCCUGAUUCCGAUCGAUCAGACCACCGGCAUCAAGGUGCUGUACGUGUUCGUGGACAUUAAGAUCGACACGCUGCACUUUGUCGAGAGCGUGAAGCUAAACUUUCCCCGCGAGCGUAAGCUAGCGUUCGUUAGUACGAUACAGUUUGUGGCCACACUGCACGCCGCGGCAAAGGAGCUGCGCGACGUCGGAUACGACGUACUGAUACCGCAGUCUAAACCACUCAGUCCGGGCGAAAUUUUGGGCUGCACGGCACCACGGAUGGGGAGCGGCGACCAGGAAGCUGCCCGCACGCUGCUCUACCUUGGCGAUGGGCGAUUCCACCUGGAGGCGGCCAUGAUUGCAAACCCGGCCCUGGAAGCGUACAAGUACGAUCCGUACGAGAAAAAGUUCACCCGCGAGCUGUACGACCACGAAACGAUGCGUCGCAACCGGAAGCAAGCGAUCGAUAAUGCUCGCGAUGCGCGACGGUUCGGGCUCAUACUGGGGACGCUUGGGCGCCAAGGUUCGACGAAGGUGCUGGAGCAUCUCGAGGGACGGCUGAAACACCACGGGCGGGAAGCGGUGAUCAUACUGCUAUCGGAAAUCUUCCCGUCCAAGUUGGCCCGCAUGGAACACAUCGAUGCGUUUGUGCAGGUCGCCUGCCCGCGCCUUUCCAUCGACUGGGGUACGGCCUUCACGAAACCGCUGCUUACCCCGUACGAACUUUCCGUUGUGCUCGGAGAUGCCGAAUGGAACAUACCGGAGUGUACGGCGGCAACCGAAGAGAAGCCCAAAACCGUACCCAACCUGGAGGUUGCCUAUCCGAUGGAUUUUUACGCCAAUGCAAGUCUCGGCCAGUGGACGCCCAACUUCAAGAAGCUGGACAUCUGUGAAAACUCCACCGGUGGAUGCUGCGGUCGCUGCAAGGAGGAAAAGGACAAGGAGGACCACAAGGAGGGAACGCAGGCAACGCCGGCACAGAUUGUCGUGGGCGAAGAAUAGUUUGAAAUCGGUGAAAUGUGAAAAGAUGCUGACGUUUUUUUUUUUUGCUAGUAAUAGAAAGGGAGGGAAUUAUUAUUUAUACAUUGCGUACGCCACUAGACUAAACCGGAACUGCCACAAGCACAUGUUACGAACCAUAAUCGUAUCGUAUACUCGCGUAGUUUUAUAAGAACGUGUAAAUAAAUGACAUACGCUAAUUAUCGAAA
Molecule: messenger RNA, 2077 nt
Organism: Anopheles stephensi (Asian malaria mosquito)
Lineage: Eukaryota; Metazoa; Arthropoda; Insecta; Diptera; Culicidae
Gene: Dph1
Product: 2-(3-amino-3-carboxypropyl)histidine synthase subunit 1
Exons: 2
Coding region: 477-1871 (464 amino acids)
Biological process (GO): protein histidyl modification to diphthamide
Molecular function (GO): 2-(3-amino-3-carboxypropyl)histidine synthase activity
Source: RefSeq, a predicted model, not a curated record